Molecule: messenger RNA, 2189 nt
Organism: Lacerta agilis (Sand lizard)
Lineage: Eukaryota; Metazoa; Chordata; Lepidosauria; Squamata; Lacertidae
Gene: GPR160
Product: G protein-coupled receptor 160
Exons: 2
Coding region: 504-1526 (340 amino acids)
Cellular component (GO): signaling receptor complex; plasma membrane
Source: RefSeq, a predicted model, not a curated record
GGGCUUGUGGGGCUGCAAGUUAAAAGUGGCCGCCGAAGGAGCUCGCCCUCCUUCCUUCCAGCCCCGCGAGCUGAACUCUGAAGCCCGCCCUUAAUCCAAAGGAUCGCUUUAAGAGAUGACAACGGCAGAUCGGCUUGCGUGUUUGCCGCCUGUUGACAGGGUUUCCUCUGAGCCCGGAAGCUCCUUUGGGCGCGAGGGAUUCGUGAAGAGGAGAGUGCUUCUGAGCGUGUGUAGAGUGCACCUCUCUCUCUUUCCACUGCCCCCCCCCCGCCGUUGAGUAGCCGCACCAGGGAGCCUAGGUUCGCGGUGAUUUCUGCUAGACAGGCAUGAGCCCCUAAAUUUAGAAACUUACGGAUUUAUGGAAGGCGGGGGUGAGGGAGGAAAUGUCUUUUUUUUGGUCCAGCCCUCCUCCUGAUGUGCUAUCUUGCCUAGAAACUGAAGACCGCUUAAGACAGGUAUGCAUUGGAAAUAAAGUUCAAUAAUACUCAACUCUAUCCAAAAUAAUGGUUGCCAUUUUCUGUGAGAACUGUUCCCUUUCAUAUUUUCAACAUGGCCAAGCCUCCCAUCAUUCUGAAGCUAGUGGAGCUCUUCUGCUUAUCAUGCUUGGGAAAGUCAUGCUCAAUCUAUUUUUGUUACAAGUCCGAAAACCAAAUCUCCGUGAGAGUUAUAUGGGCUAUUUUUGCAAUUCACUAGCCUUUGUUGACUUUGUACUUCUAGCAACUAUGUCUUUCAUUGCCUGUUUUCAGGAUUUCAUGCUUUUAGGCGUCCGAUUCACUGUGUAUCAUAUCUGCCUUCUGGCUCAGAUAGCAGCCCUUGCCUAUGGAAUCUUAUAUUACCCAGUUUCUUUUGUAGCUGGUUUGGAUUAUUACCUUACAAUAACCCAAACUUCCAAGCGUCCUAACAUGUGUUGGCGAUCACUAUACACAGUUGCUGUUGCCUUCACAUGGAUUUCAGUUCUCUCUUAUGUUCUGAAUCUUGCAGGCAGCUCUAUAGGACUUGAGGUAAGCCAUUCCAAUUCUGCCUACCAGUGCCCUUUCUAUACCAGCAGCCAGAGCUACUGGCUGACAGUAGGCAUGCUGAUUAUCAUAUGCCUGGUUCUUGUAUUCUGUUGGUCAGAAGUUGUGGAUAUGGUAAAAUCAAUUAAACUAAUUUCCAUCGAGAGAGAGGUUGUUUUGUUCUUCCCUUACAUGCCUGAGUGCAGCCUCAGAGACUCUGCGAAGCAUUUUUUGACAAGACUUAUUAUCUGCUUUAUUGGCACUUGGGCACCAUUUGUGCUCCUUCAAAUGCUAAUCCUGUUCCUUGGUGCAGAGAUUCCUGCUUGCGUAGAGAUGAACGUUCCCUGGCUUUAUUUUGCCAACAGCUUUAUUAUUGGAAUCACUUUUUGGGUCAGGCGCCACCAGAUUGAAAUGACAGAAGAGACUUGGGAUGUGGAUCCAUUUGUCAACUGGAAAUUCUGCUUUGCCCCAUUCAACUGGCAAGAUGAAGAGAAAACUCAAAAGCCCACCACCCAAAGUUUAAUUUGUUAGCAAGCAGCCUUGAGAGAGGAAUACUGAGUUACCAUAAUAGGUUGGGGAAAGAUUGUAUUAAUCUGCAACAUUUGUAAAUGUUUGUAGGUUUUUUUUGGGAGGGAUCACCAAUAUGUGUGAGUGGUGCUAUAAUUGUGUGCUGUUUACCAAGUUGGAUUUCCAGUAUGGGUGCUUACUUCAGAAUAAUGACAAAUUACUGUUAAAGGUGCCCAACAGUGUUGUUUGUAGUAGUAAUCAAAAUUCUGCCCUCAUCUCAUUCAAGGCUCUCAGAUCCAGUGGAGGUUACCAUGGAUGGAAGGAGGCAGUUUUUGCAAAUUCCACCUUUCUCUUGCAGCCCUCAGUGCCACCUCCCUGCUCCCACCAAAUGCUGUCCCCCAAAGGUUUCCUCAACCCUUGGAUCAGAUUUGGGGAUGGGGGCAAGGGCUGCAGAAGGAAGGGGGAAUAAUAGAAAAUUGCCUCCUAGCUCCCCUCCAUGGAAGCCUCCACUGGAUCAAACAGCUUCUAUGAAUAGUUGCAUCUGGGGAAAACACCAAUGGCUAAAAUGUUUUGAUUUGAAAAGACAGUUAAAUUGAUCUUUUAAUCCUUGAUGAUACCUGAUGGGUGCGUAUUUUUAUAUGUUUUAUUACAAAUAUUGUGUAUGUGUGUUUUAAAUUCUAUUUUCCC